CACUCACCUCACACUCACCUCAUGGGCACAGAGGCAAGGGAGCAAAUAACACAAGAGAAAGAUGAGCCUAAAAAGCUGGUUUGGAUUCCCAGUCUCUCCAGAGAAUUUGACUCCUACUGCUGAGCUCAUCUGCAUCUGUUUCACUGCUCUCUCAGUCAUCCUUCUUUUGGUUGUUGCUGCCAUAUACAAGUGUACACAAAAGAAAAACAGAGGGAAAAAGGAAGAUAAGACAGCUGAGAGGAAUUUAACUAAAGCGUUGAGCUCAGGAGAAACAGAAAAUGAGAACAAACAUUCCAAAGUCGUAGCAGCCGAGGAUCAGAUCGAUGGACGGCUGGAGAAACAGGAAGAAGUGAAGGAGGAGGUGAAGACAGAGAAGAUCACGACCACCAAGACCAAGAAAAAUGAGACUAAAGACAUAAACGCUGACAUCCAGCAGCUGCAGAGUCAGAAUCAAGCGAAGACACUAAACAAAGAUCUGAAGCAUGACAACCCUGAGCUGGAGCUGCCAAAGUCAGACGAGCAGUUAAAGGAGACAAGACCUGAGCCGGAGAUCCAGAGUUCAGAGGUGGACAAAUCUGAGUGGCUGAAACAUGACACGCUUAACAAAGUGAAGAAGACUCCUUCAGGGCUGAAGCUCGCCCUUGCUCUCACCAGGAUGAUGAAAUUGGAGGACAAAGUAGACACAUUUUGCAGUGGUAACAAUCAGUCGAUGGAAAACGACCUGGAAAACCUGAAGAGGAAGCUACAGGCCAAAGAAAAAGAGCUGGAGAAAUAUGAGUGGCUGAGAAAUGAGCUGAUUCAUGGAAUAAAGUCUUUACCGCAACUGAAGCUCACCCUCGCCAUCACCAGGAUACAGAAGUUGGAGGAAACAGUGGAUGAAUUACUUCAUGUUAAAAAUCAAUCAGUGGAGAACAACCUGCAGAUCCUGCAGUUGAAGCUUGAGGCCAAAGAAAAAGAGGCAAAUGAGGAAAUGGCUAAAGUUCAGCAGCAGCUCCAGGAUGAGCAGCAGAGGAGGGAGGAUGCUGAGCUGACUGUUCAGAAAAGGCUGGAGAGCACAAAUGAGAUUGAAGACAGAGUAGCUGAGCUUGAGCAGCAGCUCCAGGAUGAGCAGCGGAGGAGGGAGGAUGCUGAGCUGACUGUUCAGAAAAGGCUGGAGAGCACGAAUGAGCUUGGAGACAGAGUGGCUGAGCUUGAGCAGCAGCUCCAGGAUGAGCAGAAGAAGAGGGAGGAUGCUGAGAAGGAUCUUAAGAACCUUAAGGUUCAGGUGGCAACCAAGAACAGGAAGCCAUCAGCUGAUCAUGAGACCAUGAGUCGGACUAUAGAUGAGCUGAAGCAGACCCAGACUCAGCUGGAGGAGAGGAACACCGAGAUCAGGAAGCUGCGGAAACAGUUGGACCACAAACUCAAUGAAGAGAAGCAAAGAAAUGAGAAAAACCUGGAGACCCUGAAGAAGAAGUUUGAGACCCAAAAGCAGAAGUUUGAAGACAAAGUAACUGAAGUCCAGCAGCAGCUAAAGGACGAACAGCAGAGGAGGGAGGCUCUGAUGGAGCUGAACCAGGAGUUUCAGAGACAGCUGAGUGAACUUAAAGCGAGGCACAAGGAGGAGCUGCAGGAGAAGACUCAGGUUGAGCAGGAGUGGAGGAAGGAGGUUAAGGAAGAAGUGGAGGUCCUGAAGCAGGAGCUGGAAAGCAAGAGGAACCAGCUAAAGACGGCCGAAGAAGAAGAACCUGACAUCUCUGCAGAUGAACCUUCGGCACCAACAGAACCAAACGAAGCUCUGGACUCUGUCUGAAGUACAAAUAAUGACGUCAUGGACAAAAAUUUUCUUUCAUUGAUCUCAGUUCAAAGUUCACACAAGCAGACAGUGAACUUCAUAAUAAUUUGAUUUCAAUAGUUCAGUGUUUCUUUUACAUUCUUGAUCACUGAAUCAAUUUAGGAAGUGUUGACUUCUGUGGUUCUUUCUUACUGUGCAUUUGUAUUAAUGGAGUGCAACGGUGUAACAGCAGGAGGAUUUAAAUGCAGAUGUUUACAUUAUGUUUUAAUAUCUGAUUUUUUCACGUAUACCUACCUGCAUGCUGCAGGGCUUUUAUAAAAAUGUGAUGCAAAAAAAACAACACAGACUGUUGGCUAUAUGUAAUGUGCUGAUGCCAAUAUGUCACCCACCUGCCACUGGGAUGCAACAUCAGUACAAGUACAAUACCACAAACUAACCACCUCCUGUUGCCAGAUUUGAUUCACGUUUGGAAACCACUGUUCUAGUCAAAUGUGAGGCCAUCGGUCUGAGAGAUCUUCAAGCUACUGAAUGAUAGGAUAUACUUAGUGUCUCUCAGAAAGACACUUUCACAUGAUUGUACAAUUUUUUUUUAAGGCAAAAAUGAGCAAAACAUACUUACGACCAGGAAUUCAAAAUGUUUUGAUUGCUUUUGAUUAUUUUUUGUCAGGAUUUACCUGCUAUUUUGGAAAUGGCUGUCAUGUACCCCUGUGACAGGCAGGUUGAGGACCCCAAUGCAGGACUCCAGAGACAGAGUUAUACUCAAAAAUCUCAGCUUUUUUUCUGGAAAAAAACACAGAUGAAAAAAUAAACUGGAAAACUCACUCACAGACAAAAACGCACACAGCAGGAGGAAAAUCUGUGAUGACAUCACAACAACAGACAUGGGAAAACUGAGACAAUAUAUACACACCUGAAGCUAGACAAUGGGAAACAGCUGGGUGGGAAUUAAUGGAAGUAAAACUGAACACAACACACAGGGAACAGGACACUAGUAAAAUAAAACAGGAAGUGAACAAACAGGAACACGGCAAGAACACAACAGGAACUAAAUACAAAAACAUGACACAGAAGAAAACUCCCAAAACUGAAGUAAGAAUCAAAACAGAAUCUAAAGGUAAAGAACAAAAACACACUGGGACUCGACCCAGAACAAUAGCUCUGCAUGUUAACAUUGUUUUUAGCUGUGUUGGUGGCCCUGUGGAUGACAGUGUUGGUCUGCCGGUCAGUCUUUGGUCCAAGAUAAUUAGAGUUAAAUUAUUUGAUAAGUUCAGUGAGCCCCUGACUCGCCAUCUACUUUUGUCAAGUUGAGAUUGAACAUCUUUCAGUUUACCUGCACUUCCAUCAGGCUCAGCUGCUUUGUGUUUUAUUCUAGCAAACCAAGACUAAAAAUAAAAGGCGACUGAUGCUCAGUGCCUUUUGCUGUAUAUAU
This is a messenger RNA of Archocentrus centrarchus (flier cichlid), 3203 nucleotides long. Its product is annotated as myosin-9-like. The record is from RefSeq and is a predicted model, not a curated record. Lineage: Eukaryota; Metazoa; Chordata; Actinopteri; Cichliformes; Cichlidae. Bases 62 to 1792 code for a protein of 576 amino acids. The transcript is spliced from 19 exons.